UAUAUCGUUGGAGCCCUUGGUUCAGCUGUUCUGCAAACUGAUAAACGCGAAGUUGUGGUUUCUUAACCAAAAUUUCAAUGCUUUCUGAAUUAAAUCGUGUGUGUUACUUAUUAAGAAGUGUUGUUAGAGCUCAGAGUUCACGCUGUUCAGCGUUGUACAGUUCCCCACAAACGAAAGCAAUGAGCACGUGCAGCAGCAACUCGAAAAACGAUCCAUCUGAUAUUGUGUGGAUGGAUCUGGAAAUGACUGGCUUGGAUAUAGACAAAGAUCAAAUCUUGGAGGUCUCUUGUAUUAUAACCGAUAAACAGCUCAAUGUUAAGUCAGAGGGUCCAUGCUUUGCCAUAAGACAUGCUGCACACGUCUAUGAAAAAAUGAACGAAUGGUGCAUUAAACAUCAUAACGAAUCUGGCUUAGUGGAGAGAUGUAAAAAUUCAGAAAUUACACCGGAUCUAGCAGAGAAUGUUAUCCUGAAAUACCUCAAGGAAAAUAUACCUGAACGAAAAUGCCCGCUGGCGGGAAAUUCUGUGUACAUGGAUCGUCUUUUCUUACGCAAAUAUUUCCCCAAUGUUGAUGAAUAUUUGCACUAUCGAAUUAUCGAUGUAUCGACAAUCAAGGAGUUGGGUAAUCGCUGGGCUCCCGAUGUGGUCAAAGCGGCGCCAAAGAAGAAACUUGUGCAUCGUAGUCUUGAUGAUAUUAAAGAGAGCAUCGAGGAAUUAAAAUACUAUAAGGAGCAUUUAUUUAAGUGAAUAGAGUAAAUGUUGUUGAUAAAUGUGAACAUUUAGUUAGUACGUAAAUGCAAGCAAAAGUAAAAUUCUAUGAUUAGAAACAAAAAUACGUAAGCAAUAAAAAACUCGAUUUCUCAAUAGACGCCAUUUAUAUUGUUAUG
Molecule: messenger RNA, 886 nt
Organism: Drosophila albomicans
Lineage: Eukaryota; Metazoa; Arthropoda; Insecta; Diptera; Drosophilidae
Product: probable oligoribonuclease
Exons: 1
Coding region: 78-746 (222 amino acids)
Cellular component (GO): mitochondrion
Molecular function (GO): nucleic acid binding; 3'-5'-RNA exonuclease activity
Source: RefSeq, a predicted model, not a curated record